Hirsutella rhossiliensis is the source of this 2862-nucleotide messenger RNA. RefSeq names its product suppressor of forked protein (Suf) domain-containing protein. The record is from RefSeq and is a predicted model, not a curated record. Gene Ontology annotation, molecular function: mRNA binding; protein binding. Gene Ontology annotation, biological process: mRNA 3'-end processing. Gene Ontology annotation, cellular component: nucleus. Bases 1 to 2862 code for a protein of 953 amino acids. NCBI's taxonomy places the organism in Eukaryota, Fungi, Ascomycota, Sordariomycetes, Hypocreales, Ophiocordycipitaceae. The transcript is spliced from 6 exons.
AUGGCCUCUGAAGAAGCGGCUUGGGAUGGAGGGGGAUUUGCGGCGACUGACGACGCCGCGGCUCAGCGCGCCGACGAGCAAGCCGACGAGUUUGCGCAAGACAUCGGCGUGGCUGGUGCAGCGCAAGACGAGAAUGACGCAGACGACGGGGCAGACUAUGACCCUGAAUCCGUCUCUUUCGAUGCAACCCCUCAAAUCCCCGACAAAAGCGCCUCGGCCACCACAUCGCAGCGGCCGCCCACGGCCAAGCCCAAAAUGUCGGGCGGCUUCCUAGUCGAGGUUUCGGACGACGAGGACGACGUUGACAACCAAGACCCACCAGAAGGAGCACUGCAGACGCAAGGCCAGGCUGCCCCUGUCGGCAACGGCGUUUCCCCUGCGCCCCCUGUCGACGCCCCCUCCAGCACGCCCCAAGUUGUUACCCUCGAUCCUGUGGCGCUCCUCGAGGCGCGCAUCAAGGAGGAUCCGCGCGGAGAUAUGGAUGCAUGGCUGAACCUCGUGGCCGACCACAAACGCCGGGGCAGGCUCGAUGACCUGCGAAAGGUGUACAAUCGGUUUGCCGAGGUGUUUCCGCAAGCGGCCGAUAUUUGGAUAGAGUGGAUCGAGAUGGAGCUUGGUAUUGACAAUUUCGUCGAGGCUGAGCGGCUGUUUGGGCGGAGCCUCAUGUCCGUCCUCAACGUAAAGCUCUGGACCGUCUAUCUCAACUACAUCCGGCGACGCAAUGACCUCACCAACGACGCAACGGGCCAGGCCAGGCGGACCGUAGCCCAGUCGUACGACUUUGUCAUUGACAACGUCGGCGUCGACCGAGACUCUGGCAACAUCUGGCAGGACUACAUUAACUUUGUCAAGAGUGGUCCCGGCCAGGUUGGCGGCACGGGCUGGCAGGACCAGCAAAAGAUGGAUCAGCUUCGAAAGGCGUACCAGCGCGCCAUUGCCGUUCCCAUGCUGAGUGUCAAUAACAUGUGGAAGGAGUAUGACCAGUUUGAAAUGGCCCUCAACAAGGUGACGGGGCGCAAGUUCAUCCAAGAAAGGUCUCCCGGAUACAUGUCGGCAAAGAGCGCCAACAUUGCUCUCGACAACAUGAUGCGACACUUGAAGCGCAAUAACCUGCCUCGACUGCCUCCGGCACCUGGAUUUGACGGCGACGAGGAGUUCAGGCAUCAGGUGGAGCUGUGGAAGAAGUGGAUUGCCUGGGAGAAGGACGACCCACUGGUUCUCAAGGACGACGAGCCACAGGUGUACAAGCAGAGAGUCCUGUACUGCUACAAGCAGGCCCUGAUGGCUUUGCGAUUCUGGCCCGAGAUCUGGGUCGAUGCGGCUGCCUGGUGCCUGGAGAACGAAGGCAUCGCGGCAAACCCGGAAAGCGUUUUGCUUGCCUUUAAGCACGCGGACCACAUUGAGGCACACUACCCAGAGAAGGAGGGAGACAGGUCAGAGUACGCCAAGGCCGUUCGGCAACCGUACGAUGCCGUCCUUGAGACGCUAUACAAGAUGGGCGACAAGGUCAAGGAACGAGAGAAGCUCGAGGAAUCGAUUGAGCCGGUCGACGAAGACGAGGACGAGGACGACGAAGACAAGAAGCCCAAGAAGUCGCCCAUGGAAGAGCGAGUCACAGCGAUCCAGAACGCCUACGCCGCCGAGUCGCAGCUUCUGUCACGCACAAUCUCCUUUGUCUGGGUCGCCUUGGCCCGCGCGAUGCGGCGCAUCCAAGGCAAGGGAAACCAGACCGAAGGCGGUCUGCGCAAGGUGUUUACGGAUGCUCGGCAGAAGGGACGCCUCACGAGCGACGUGUACGUUGCCGUAGCCAUGCUGGAGUCGGUGGUGUACAAGGAUCCUGUCGGGUCCAAGAUCUUUGAGCGUGGCGCGCGGUUGUUCCCCAACGACGAGAACUUUAUGAUAGAGUACAUCAAGUUCUUGCAUUCCAAGGACGACACGACGAAUGCCCGCGUGGUCUUCGAGACUUGCGCCAACCGCCUCGUCUCGAAACCCGAGACGCUGCACAAGGCCAAGGCCCUCUACGCUUACUUUCACAAGUACGAGUCGCAAUACGGCGAACUGUCUCAAAUCUCCAAGCUCGAGGACCGAAUGAGGGAACUUUUCCCCUAUGACCCCAAGCUGAGCUACUUCACGGCGCGCUACUCGUCCGACAGAUUCGAUCCUGUUGCCGCGCCCAUCAUCAUCUCCAAGACUGUGCAGAUGCGGCCGAAGCAAAUCAUCCCGACCAUCGAGCAGCCCGUGUCGGCGAGAAAUAGCAUUCCGCCGCCGCGUCAAGAGCAGAGCCCCCGGCCGCAAUUCGCCCGUGCCACAGCCUCGCCGAAGCGUCCCUUUGGCGUCGACGACGAGGAGCUCAACCCUCCCAAGAGGCUCGCUAGAGGCGCGUCGCCUCUGAAGGGUGCUGCGGGACGCCGUCUCGACCAGCAGCGCCGUAACCAGUCGUCGGCUCUUCACCGCGACAUUACUUUUCUCCUCGGCAUCCUCCCGCGGGCUCCCAGCUACGACGCACAAAGGCUCAACCCAACAGCCAUGGUUUCCCUUCUCCGUGACACACCCCUCCCAGACUACAGCACCUGGCGGGCCAAAACAGGCGGGCAAUAUCGGGCCCCGGCGCCUACCCACGGGCGGCAGACGUCUGGAGACUACGGCGGCAGGCCAAUCAGCCCGUAUGGCCGACUGGCUGCGUCGUCGGGAGGCUAUCGCGGCUCGCCUCUGAGGCCGGAGAGCGGAGGGAUAUAUGCAGCAAACCCGUAUGCGCCUCCCGAGGCCGGUGCGGUGCCUCCUGUCUGGCCCCCGCUUGCAGGAGGACAUGGCGCGCCUUCGCUUGGUCCGCCAGGGCAGUAUGGCGGCUAUCGAUAUCAAUGA